UCGAGCCUCCAGUCGGGAUGGGGCCGACCAGAUGCGGCAAGGGCGCCCGCCUGAGCCCCCGUUGCGUUACAGUAUCAAGAUGACAAUGAUGGAGUUGAGAUGUAAUCUACCUUGUGUACAUCGUGCGCACUUGGUAAUGGAAAUCAUCACUCCUGUUUUCCUUUACAGAAAUGGUAUCGUCGAGGGGAAAUGAAAAGAGAAAAUAACAGUAGAAUGUAAGCCUGUUCUGAGGACUGCUUGCGGCGUUUUCUGCAAUUGUAAAAUAUUCAUUCACGGGAGUCUGUAAAACGUUACCGACAGGAGAGCCUUACCUAGCCCCUGAUUAUUCAUCUGAGUCUCGAUUUCCUCCUCCGCCUCAAAUAAAUUUUAAUAAAGUUCAAAGUUUACUUUCACUUCGCCUGAAUCGAAACUCGAGCCUAACUUGUCAGGCGAGCGUGUGGGUGCAGUCAUUCAGCCCGCACUGCGCUGGAGAACAACAGCUCAAGCGACAGCUGCGCUUCUGCAGAACAGUGGAAGAUGCCUUUGAUGUAAAGGGGUCCCAUCCAAGAACAUGUCCAGUAAGGGAGGUCAGCAAAGGCCGCCCCCUCGGUCCGGCGGGGCCGUUCCGAAACAGCGGCACAGCAGCAGAGCCCGGGGGAGGCCCCUCCACUCCACAGAGUCCCCUCCAGUGUCCAGCGGCGCCCAGCCUGGGCCGCAGCAGCGGAGUGGCUCCUCCAGGAGGGACAGUCACCCUCGCUCACAAGGGGCAGGGAGAGAUCGCGAGCCGCACAGCGCAACUCUCAAGGAGACGCACGAUGGAGACAGCAGCCGAGGCAGCCAGUCGGAAGACAGAAGGGGCGGCCGGUCUGCGUCUCGAGGGAGAGCCAGUGAGGGCACUGCUGGGCCUCGCUGGAGGCGUGACCACAGUGCCGGCAGGGGGCGUUUUCCACAGAUGCCACAGCCCCUCAGCGUGGUGAAGAAUCCAAUGGCCAUGAUGUCUUAUUGGGCCUUGGGUGGCUCGUGCAAGGCUGCUCAAGACAGGGGAAGGCCACUCAGACUAGUUAAUCAGCAUGGCUCGCAGAGAGGUCACCAACAUCUCUCCCAAGGAAGAAGAGUCUCCACUGAACCCAGGGAAUCUGGACUCAAGCUGUUCACAGACCGCAGGCCUCAGAGUCUUUCCAGAAGUCAGAACGCAACAUGUAAAGAUUCUGUCCCUGCAAGUGAGAGACAUGGCACACAAAUGCUGUCUGGAAAGAGAGUCAAAAGUAUACCCAACCUGCUGGAGAUCAGCUGUCAUCCAGAGGACCACAAGCAAAGAUGGCGAAGUGAGGAGAAGUCCAACAGAGCAAGACAGAGUCCCCAUGUUAUUUGUUUAGACUACGAGUCUCUACAAAAGAUUUUAGAGAAGGAUUCAUCCGAAAUAGUCAUGGUGCUGGCAGCUCCAAGAAGUGGUUUGAAGGAACUUUUAGACAAGGAAGACACCACUGAUGAUCUCAUUUCCAUUGCUCUUGAGGUCCUCAGUAAAGUGUGCACCAAUAAGACCAACAGGCAAAAUCUGCAGCAUCUUCUUAUUGAUGUCAAAGAAUCUCAGUUUCUGAAGAAGAUCCUACCUAUGUUUGUACUGAGGGUGAGCAGACAUACUGACCCAGAUAAAAGAACACAGAGUCUUGUUAAGCUCGACCAAAUCCUGGCCCUCCUCCUCACAUUAAUUAGUGUAUUCCCUGCUAGUGCAGUCAUCGAUGUGUCAUUUAUCACCACUCUCGUGGAGAGUGAAAUCCAUCACCUGCAGUCCACAGGAAUCACUGUUCUAGAGCAAACAGAGAACAGUUUAAGGUCCCUUCAGGAAAUCAUAGACCAUCUGCAAGAGAGAAAACGAGAAGGGACACUCAGAUCAGACAACUAUACCUUCUUAAUGGGAAAUGAGGCUGAACCAGGUGUUAAGAACUACAGACAGAUGUCUAUCUUUCCCAUGUAUGAAGACAUACAUACAACUGAUAAACCAUUCAUGAGGCCUAACAUUAUUGGUAAGAAAUUUGAAGAUGGCAACACCUACCUUGAUACUCAUUUCCGUCUCCUGAGGGAGGACUUUGUGAGGCCUCUCAGAGAUGGGAUCACCCAGCUUCUGAAGUUUGAAGGGACAGACUUGCGUCGGGGGAGGUUUGAUGACAUUCGCAUCUAUUUCAAUACCCGUAUUCUUUCCCCAAUCUGUACGCCUAAGGGGAUUCUCCACAGGGUGCAGUUCGAAACUCACAAUUUAAAAGGUGUCAACUGGGAGAACUCGAAACGGCUCUUGUUCGGAGCACUGCUGUGCCUCUCCAAGGAUGACUUUGAAACAAUGAUUUUUGCCACUGUGGCCAAUCGAGACAUGAAAGAUCUAGUGAAGGGCAUUACGACUCUAAACUUCACUGAAGAAGGAAGAUUGAAGCUAUGUGACGUUUCUCAGAGUGAUACUUUCUUAAUGAUUGAGACAACUGCGUUUUUCGAAGCCUAUCGUCACGUGCUUAAAGGCCUACAAGAGAUGGCUACUGAGGAACUACCAAUGCAAAAGUACAUAGUAGACUGUGAUGCUGAAAUCUCGGCUCCAAAGUAUUUGAUGGGACAACAGCAUAGUUACAGCCUCCAAGCCCUGAAGACUGAUCAGCCUCUCGUACCACAGCAGUGUGCUAAGACUCCAAAUAUUCAGAAGCCUGAUGACUCUGGCGGGACAUGUAGCAGUGAGAAUAAAUCAGAUGCUGCCAUUUUGGGCAAACACAGUUUAAGGGGCCUACAGUUUAAUGAUAAAGAAGAGGCAGACAUACUGAAUUUCAGUCAUUGGCCCAGUAAGGAGGAGCUGCAUCUGGAUGACUCUCAGAUGAAGGCGUUGCAGAUGGCCCUGACGAAAGAGCUUGCCAUCAUCCAAGGCCCCCCAGGAACAGGCAAGACGUUUGUGGGUCUCAAGAUCGUCAAGGCCCUUCUGGCGAACUCCCACCUCUGGCGCUCUGGAGACAGCUGUCCUAUUCUGGUCGUCUGCUACACAAACCACGCGCUCGAUCAGUUUCUGGAAGGAAUUUACAAGAUUUUUAGAGGUCGCAGAGGACUAGUCAGAGUGGGAGGAAGAUGCACCAGUGAGAUCCUCAAUGAUUUUUCUUUGAAUAAUCUGCGGAAAGCUAAUAAUUUUAAACAGAACCUUCCUGGACAUUUGCGAGCAAUGUUUGCACAGCUCACAGAUGAGAGGAAAGACAAAGAGCAGCUCAUUGGGAUGAUGGCAGCUCUGCUUGAAAGCUCCUCCAAGGGAGUGGUGCAUGAAAGUGUCCUCGAAGAUUAUAUUGUCACUCUUCAUGGGACCACCCUGGGGAAAGCAAAGGGUGUCUCAGGCAGGAAACAACGGUCACUGAUGCUAGAAUGGCUUGGAAUUUCCAUGCUGAGCAAUUCUUUGAGCCAAAUGGAAAUCCCAGACCUUCCCGAUCGUGCAUCUGUGGAGGAGGACGACAACAAUGAGAGGAUGAGUGAAACGCGGAGUGAGCUCGGAGGGUCCGAGGAACUGGAAGCUUCCUCUCAGGAAGCCACAGGUUUUGAUGAUUUGGAAAGCACUGACCCAGAAAAUCUCUAUCAGUCUGAAGGCGAAGAAGCUGAACCUGAAGAUGAGAAUAAUACUGAAGACGAGAUAGACGAAGAUGAAGUUGGUUCAUUGCCAGAUGAGAUGAGCUCUUCUGACAAAGACGUGGAAAACGCAGCAAAAGUCAUGGAGCUGGCAGACGCCAUCAAACAAGAAGACAGCAUGAGUGAUGUUGCCAGCGUGACUACAGAAGGGGAUGAGGCUGCAUCUGACCUAAUCCAAGUCACCGAAGAGGCUGACCUGGUUCAGGCUGAGAGAAUGAUGGAGGGGGAUGACGUGCAGAAGCACAUCCAGCAUGCUCAGAAGAGAGUGGCCAGGACGCAGCAGGAGCUUCUUGUAUACAUCCCUGCAGAGCAGGAGGGUCCCGAGGAAGAGAACAAUGAAGAAGCCCAUGAUGAGGAAUGGCAGAUAACAAAAGAGAUGAAGAAAAAGCUGAAACAAGUUGUAAAGCAGGAGAUUCAGAAAACUGAAUAUAUGCUGGAGGAAGAAGCUGCUCAGAUCGCUGACCUUUGGGCACUGUCAUACAGACAGCGCUGGAGCCUAUACCGGCUCUGGCUUCACAAAUACCGAUGUGACUUACGGGUCAGAGUUCUAGAGGACGAAAAACAGUAUCAAAGGAUAGUGAACCGCAUUGAUGAGCUGCGAAACCUGGAGGACGAGUCCAUCCUGAAGACGGCCAGCGUCAUCGGAAUGACCACCACCUGUGCAGCCCGAUACAGGAAAGUCUUACAGGACAUCAAGCCCAAGAUUGUCAUUGUCGAGGAGGCAGCGGAGGUGCUGGAAGCUCACAUAGUGACAACACUAACCCCCGCAUGUGAGCACCUCAUUUUAAUUGGGGACCACCAGCAGCUUCGUCCAAGUGCUACAGUGUACGAAUUGGCAACAAAUUUCAACCUGGAAGUGUCCCUGUUUGAGAGGCUCAUCAGAAUGGAUGUACCGUUUGUUAGGCUUGACUAUCAGCAUCGUAUGCGUCCCGAAAUCGCCCAGCUGUUAACUCCACACAUCUAUGACAAGCUUGAAAACCACAUGUCAGUCAACCUGUACGACAAUAUCAAGGGUGUCACCACAAAUGUCUUCUUUCUGGAGCACAAACACCUGGAAGAAAACAUCCACGAAGGUCGAAGCCAUCAGAACCUUCAUGAAGCAAAAUUUGUGAAGUCACUUUGUUAUUACUUUAUCUGUCAGGGGUAUAAGCCUUCUCAGAUAACAGUUCUGACAACAUACACAGGGCAGCUGCACUGUUUGAAGAAGCAGAUGCCCAAGACAAAAUUUGAUGGAGUCAAGCUGUGUGUGGUUGACCGUUACCAGGGAGAGGAAAAUGAUAUUAUUAUACUUUCGUUGGUCAGGAGUAACCUGGAAGGGAAAGUUGGUUUUCUGAAAAUACCCAACAGAGUGUGUGUUGCCCUCUCGAGGGCAAAGAAAGGCUUGUUCUGUAUUGGCAACAUGUCCAUGCUUUCCAGGGUUCCUCUGUGGAGCAAAAUCAUGAAUGUUUUGAGCAACAAUGGUCAAAUCGGUGAAGCCUUAAUGCUGCGCUGUGAGAAUCACCCUAAAACAAUUACUUUUGUGUCUGACGAAGAGGAUUUCAGCAGGGUGCCCCUGGGUGGAUGCUCGCUGCCCUGUGAGUACCGUCUGAACUGUGGCCAUGUCUGUACCAGGCUUUGCCAUCCAAGCGAUUUGGAGCACAAGGAAUUUAGAUGCGUGAAGCCUUGUGAAAAAACUCUGUGUGAGGUUGGGCACAGAUGCCCCAAAAGAUGCUUUGAAAAAUGCGGUGCGUGUCAGGUGAUAGUCACCAAGACGAUCCCAAGUUGCGGGCACAAGCAGGAGGUGCCCUGCUCAGUGCCCCCGGACCAGUUUACCUGUCACAUUCCCUGUGAUAAGAGCCUGCCAUGUGGCCACCCUUGUGUCCGUGAGUGUGGCUCCCCCUGCACUCACAACUGCCCGCAGUUGGUGACAGCUGACCUGGACUGUGGCCACCAGAAGAAAACUCAGUGCUGGAAGAAGAGGGAGGCCGAAGAAAAGAACAAAAGGAUCACAUGCUGGGUGAAAUGCGAUGCACAGCUGGACUGCGGCCACGCGUGCUCCGGAAACUGCACGGAGUGCUCCCGUGGAACGUCGCACAUUCCCUGCCACUUGCGUUGUGGAGAACGAUUGAUCUGCUCCCACAGAUGUCCAGGGAAGUGUCUGACAGAAUGCGUGCCUUGUGCCGAGUCCUGUGAAACCAGGUGUUACCAUGGGAGUUGUAAUAAGAUAUGCUCGGCGCCAUGUUGGCCUUGCAGAAAGAAAUGCGGCUGGGGCUGCAAACACUGCCGCUGCACGAGGCUGUGUUUCGAACCCUGCAACAGGCAGCCGUGUCUCAAACAUUGUUCCAAGAAGCUGAGAUGUGGCCACAGAUGCAUCGGCAUGUGCGGAGAGCCAUGCCCGGAGAAGUGCCGCGUGUGCAACCCCGAGGAAGUGCAAGAGGUGUUCUUCGGGAAGGAGGCCGAGCCCAGUGCCCGCUUCGUACAGCUGAUGGACUGUCGCCACAUGUUCGAGGUGACGGGCUUUGAUGCCUGGAUGAUGCAGGCUGAAGAGGACGAGGUCAUUCAGCUGAAGGCUUGCCCCAAAUGCCAAACUCCCAUCCGCAGGAGUGUACGGUACGGCCCCAUUGUCAAAAGAAUGCUGAUGGAUAUAGAGACUGUGAAAAGGAAGAUAUCAGAGAUGUGUACAGAGCAAACCCUGAGUUCACUGAGACAAAGAGAGGGUCUCGGUAUACAUGUACCACAGAUCCAGGACCUGUUGUCCAAUUUAAAGAAUCCUGAAAUAGACCUUCACAGUAAAGUCUUUUACAGCAAACAGAUCAUUCUUCAUACAAAGCUGGCCGAAUUAAAACACAAUGUUCAGGUGACCUUGCCAAGUAGAAUCCUUCAGUUCAAAGUCAAAAUGCAGAUAGACCAAUGUAAUGAGAUUAUCUCCAAAGGGGAACGUGACAUGACUGAAUAUGAAAGGGAAAUCAAAAGGAUUUCUCUCCUGGCGGAGGCCUACACCAUAUCUCACAUGCGUAACAAAUUUCAGACUUCAUUAUUGUUGUUUCCACAACAUGGGGAACUGGAGGAAAUAAUCAACCGACUCAAAGAAAGUGUGAUGAUGCUUAAAGAAGAAGAAAUUAAAAAUCUGAGAAUAAAGCUUGACAGCAUUGCAAAGAUGCUGCAUCUGCAUGUGAAAGACAAGAUGUUGGAUGAGACAGGGUAUACUGUGAUUGAUUGUACUAUUUUUAAACAGCAUCACUGGCGCAAGUGUGGUAGAGGGCACAUUUACUUCACCAAGGAGAUUGAAAUGCAAAUGAGAAGGUGCCCUGAGUGUGAAGCACAAUAGCCAGUAACUGACCAGUGUUGCACCUUGUGAAGAUCUGGUUGUAAAAUGAAAUUCAGACACCUGUAGCAUUAAUAUCACAGUGCAAAAGGUACAGCAAAAGUCCUUAUUGUCGUUUCAAUAAGGUGUUUGACGACACAAUACUUAAAAUAAGUCAACUUUGCCCAACACGUUCUCCCAUUUAUUUUCACAAUGAGAACCAAGGAAAAGCUGUAAUAUCCCAUAUAAGAGUGGUUAUAAUAAUGUGCUUCAUUUGUGUUUAGCUUCUUGUGUCUGUAGGGAGCAGAGGGGAAAUUGAUUACUAGUAUUAUGGUUUGGUACCUGAUAUUUGUCAGGACACUGUUAACAGUUACUUCGUUUGUCUGACUUGAUGAAUGUUGUUGUGUAAGUACUAACUGCUCAAUUUCUAAUGCAAGUGUUAGCCAACAAUACACAUUAUCAUGCACAAGGCUUUGGAUUAACGGUAAAAAUGAUGUUCAAAGAGAAUUUUGAAUACAUCUUUUAUUUGACUGUUAGUGUUAAUUUUCCAUUAUCCAUUAAUUCUUUAACAUCUUUUGAGUUCCCAUUAUUUACUAUGUGAUUUAUAUUAUGAACAUAUUUUCAUUAUAUAUUGCUUUGUAUUGAUAAAAUUUAAAGUAAAUUAAAAAUAAAUAAAAUAAAAAGUUAAUUUUGUUACGUAUUAUAAUUGUGUAGACAGAAAUCAUUAUAGCAAUGUAAUUUGCAUUUCCCUUGACUGAGAGUGAUUAUUUUUGGUUUUUAGACAUCCUAAAUCUGAAAAGUGUUUGUCUUUUAACUUGUUUCUUCAAUCUAAAUUGUUUCCAACAACUUCAACACACAGACCUGUACACAGUCUCCUCUCUCCUCCUGGCCAUUAGCUAGCUCCUGCUGGUUAACCAACUGAUGACGAGCAGACACAGGCGGGCGGGGGUGACGCUAUAUCCAACAUGCCCAUAAUUACUUUCUUUCCUACAGAGAUCCAUUUUCAAGAAAAACCUGAAAGAGGGCAGUUAAAAUAUUCAAAUAUUGGUACAGGGCUAAUUCCAAUUGAAAAUCCCCUAUGACCGUAGUCAAUGUACAGAUAUGACCCAGAUCGAGAACUGAAAUCACUCAUCCCACAAUUAAGCGCUCAGCUGGAGCAGAAACCAGGUGCCAGUGUUCCUCCAGGACCAGGGCUGGAAGCUACUGGUAUAUCUCUCACACAGAGACCUGACAGCAGCAGGACACGUCAGCUUGUGCUGCGAUCAGGGCACAUGUUCCCCAAGUGGGCGCUCAAGGGGUAGCUUGAAGUGUGUGAAGCCCCAGCCUCAGUGGAGACCUUUAAUAUUGACUCUUUGUCCUGGAGGGCUGCUGUCCUGUCUGUUCAGGUCUUCAUUCCACUCUGAACUUUUAACAACUUGUCAAUCAGAUUGUUCUUUUACGACCACUGAUAACGUCUGGCUUCCUGAGGUUUAAGGAAAGAUCUAUAAAACCUGUCUGCUGAAAUGGGUUCCAGUGUGUGACAGUUCUCAGAGAAGCCAGCAGGAAAUUAGGGCUCUGUCGUUGCUGCCUGAUAACAGGAUGAUUGUGCAGUUCAAGAGAGAAAAACAAAAACAGCAGUCAUUCAUGUGACACCUGAAGCCAACACAACACGCUCUGUGUGGUUUGUGCUAAAUGAGGGAUCACUCUGGACUCAGGUGAUGAAGCUGUAAGAAAUAGCAAGGGGUACUCUGGUCUCUACCAGUACCAGAGACUCUGUCAGACAAUGCAACUACGUAAGGCCAAACUAAGCCUUAGCAGCGCUCCUUUCGGAAGAUACGCUCGAUUUCGUCCUCUCUCACCGGAGCUCGGGAGCUUUGCCGUCACGCAGACGCAGAGCCCUUGUGCAGUCGCCUCCCGGCCAGCAGGGGGCGGCAGCCCGGAGUCCUGGCCCACGGCGCCCGCGGUGCGCUCUUGCCGGGAGUGCGGGCUGUGGGGGCGGGGCGAAGCGUGGGGAGGGCGGAAGGGCUGGCAGGAGAGCGCCUGGCCGUGUUUAUGUUUCUUGGGGUCUGAAACUCGAAGCGGAUGGGCGAGCAGGGGGGUGGCAUGGCUUGGAGAUGACACGGUGAUGAAAGGGGG
This is a messenger RNA of Lepisosteus oculatus (spotted gar), 9016 nucleotides long. Its product is annotated as NFX1-type zinc finger-containing protein 1-like. Gene Ontology annotation, cellular component: nuclear RNA-directed RNA polymerase complex. NCBI's taxonomy places the organism in Eukaryota, Metazoa, Chordata, Actinopteri, Semionotiformes, Lepisosteidae. Gene Ontology annotation, biological process: regulatory ncRNA-mediated heterochromatin formation. The record is from RefSeq and is a predicted model, not a curated record. Gene Ontology annotation, molecular function: helicase activity.